Molecule: messenger RNA, 3519 nt
Organism: Terrapene triunguis (Three-toed box turtle)
Lineage: Eukaryota; Metazoa; Chordata; Testudines; Emydidae
Gene: FAM220A
Product: family with sequence similarity 220 member A
Exons: 2
Biological process (GO): negative regulation of transcription by RNA polymerase II; protein dephosphorylation
Cellular component (GO): nucleus
Molecular function (GO): STAT family protein binding
Source: RefSeq, a predicted model, not a curated record
UAUUACUGUUUAACAAAAUGCAAAGUUUGAAGGACAGAAGAGCUAUGAUUGUCUCCCAUAAGAAUAUGGAGGAGGAAGACGUUUUAAACCAUGAACAUUUAAGUGAAAGUGGCCCAAAUAGCCAAAAUGAGAUCCUUCACCUUCCAGACGUAUGUUCCUUGUUGAAGAAUUCUCAAGUUGAUGUUAAUAGUAGCUUACAAAAGGAAUUCUUUUCUCUUAAGAUCAGGAAUUGUUCUUUAUUUAAGGCUGUACCUUUGCCUCAUAUUGGCAAGAAAAUGCCUCCUCAUUUGAGUGAACCAACAAGGUUAAAUUUAAGUGCAGCUGUCUCUUCAAAGGAUUCAUCUCAUCUGCUCUUUUCACCUGAGAGAGGACGACUUGAUAAGAUUUUUAACCACUUUGAUAGUACUUCUGUGACAGAUUGGCUGGAGAAAGCAUAUAAUUCCAUUAGUGACUUGAGUGUCUGAUGUUGCACUGGAGAUAACUUUGUACAUUUUGCACAUUUCUGGCUGUCAGAGCUACAGUACAAUCAAAAAAGGCAAUUGUUGGAAUUAGAAAUGGGUAUUAUUGAGGAUGAAUUGCAACUUGCAUUUCUUGAGGAGUUGGAUUCUGAACUGCAACCUUCUGAUCUGCAUUCCAUCCUUGCUGCCACAUUGAGUGAAUAUCCUAUGGGACUACUGAGCAACCAGAAACCGUAUAUUUUCCUUGACUAUUUAAACAUCAUGUCUUCAGAGCAAACAACUGCAUAUAAAAAAAUGCUUUCAAGUAUAAAAUAUACAACAAAUAAUCCUCAGGUAACACAGUGGCUACUAGCUGUACGAGCUUUUGCACUAGCAAAUCUCUGGCAUGCAGUAGUGAAGUUUUAUAAGGCAUUGGUCAGUACCAAGCUCGUUCCUGAACUACAUAUCAAGAGUUCUGUUUCUGCUACUACAAAGCAAACAAACAAAGUGGUUAAAGAAAGGUAAGAAAAUAAAAAAAUCUAAUAUUGAGAAUUAUCUAGUAACUUUUUAUAAACACGUUUCUUGACUGAAGUGGAACUUAAGCAAAUACUGCACUGCUCUUUUUAAAGAUCACUUUAAGUAUGUUUAAAACAAAUAUUGAAUAAUGCCUUGAGCCUUUUUUAUGUGCCUGCAGAGAACUAUGUGUAUAGGCAAAACCACAGCCAUGUGUUUGAAUGCUGUGUAAACUGUCUUGGCCCUUUAGUGUUAAACUUCAAAAAAGCAGUAGAAACUGUACUAAGUACCUGCUAGCCUUGAUAUUGGCAUUCAUGUAAAUUACAUGUAUACCUCACAAGGAAACUUUAUGGGCCCAGGCAAGGAAUACCUGCAACAUAUUGUGGGAACUGCUUGUUGUGGCUUAUUUUCUGAGUUUUGAGGAACAUAAGUGCUUCGACUGAACUUUUUAUGUUGCAUGCUUGAAAAAACGUGGACUUUCUUCAUAGGAGCAGGUCCUUAGCCUCUUUCUCAUACUUUUACCAGUUUAGCAGAGAAAAUGGUUUGGUCCUGUAUACUUCCCUCCUGCCCACAUCACUACCCUCUUCUGUUUUGGAUAGGCUCCUCUAUAUUUGGUUAUCGUAACAAAUGUUGACAGCGAAUUAACACUGACAUCUGUCAUGAGAGCUUAUCGGAGUUUACCUGUUAGUCUUAUGAGAUAUACCACCUCGGUGGUAAGUUUAUUUUGUUUGCUUUUUUUCUCUAAACCAGCUGCUUUGAAAAACAUUUACCUGACAGUCCAAAUCCCCACUGGUUUUAUUGUUGUGAUUGUGAAUUGUAAUCUUAUUUAUGUUGUCAGAUACUUGUGGCAUCAAAUCUAUCAAGGCCUGCAGCUAGUAACCAAAAUAACCAUGUUAUGCUGCUUGGGUUUCUUGGUAAGAUACUCUGUCAUGAGUUUUUAAGAGUUAUAUUGAACUGUCUGAAUAAACCUGGUUGCAAUCUUUUUCAUAAUGAUUGUGUUAAAUGAGGCAUAUUUUAUGACAUUGGCUUGAUCUUUUUUCUAUAAUACUUGAAAGAUGUUGAAGCCUUUAGACAAAGUAACUUAUUUUUAAAGUUCUACUUACUAAUCUUUAAUGUGGUGAACCUCUCUUGAAAUUAGACUAAAAUCUAUCAUUUCUCAUGUAAAAAUACAUGAUACACUUCCCCAAAUAAAUGAUUUAGAGGUCCACUUAUGAAAAUUCAGAGGAUGUUUUCUCUGACCCAUUCAUAUUUACUGAUAAAAAAUUUUUCAUGUUAAAUACAUUAAGGACAUGUGGCUACUUGUUUUGACGCCCAAAUGUCAGAAUAAUAGCCUGAAAGUGAUUGUUUGAACAUCAUGCUCUAAAUUUCAGUCCUUGAUUCUUUUUUCGGUUGAUUUUGGAUUGGUAUGUGUUUUGAGGCUGGUCCUGCAGUGCUUGUGCAACCAAAACUUCCCUUGACAUCAAGGGGAGUUUUGGAUGUCCACAGGAUGCAGUAUUAAGACCCAGGUUCAGCUGUUCAUUAAAGUGAUACUGCUAAUUUGAAACCUAAUCCAUUUCAAAAAGUGAUCUAAAGGAAUUUCAGAAAUGGUAUCAGAGACUGUAUAACCGUGCCCAUUUUUGUUACUACUUUUUAACAUGAAAAAAAGUCAUGUUUCUCUGGUGUGUGGAAGACCCAUACAGACUGAGAAACUGACUUAAAGUUAACAAACUGAAACAAACAACUCUAAUCUUUUGGUUAUAGUCAUCUUGAGUAUUUACCACCUACUGUUAUGACAAGUAAUUUUUUAAGUUGACAGUCUCUCUUUAAAAUCAACUCACUCUAGAUUAGCUAGUGCCUGAUCUUCACCACUGAAGUCAGUGGGAGCCUUGCCACUGGCUUCAAUUGACACAGAAUCCAUCCCCAAAUGGUGGGUAACAAUUUAGUUUUCAAUGCUUAUAUGCAUGGUAAUGUGAAUUGUCUUGGCUAUAAAUGCUAAAACUCUUACUAUAGGCUUUUGCAUACAAAACAACUAGAUACUCUUUUUGGUCAUGCUUUAAAACUCUUACUGCAACAUAAAGAAUUGAGAAGGUCUCCUAGAGUGUGUCAGCCCAAAAGGACUAUAAAUGUAUCUAAAUGUGGCAUACCCAUUUGGUGUAAGGAAAGAUGUUUACAAUAACUUUGUCUGUUUGAAACUCUUAUAUAAUACUCUAACUCGUGAGCGAGGAGUUUCUGUAGUUAACUUGAAAUUUUGUUCUGAGUGAAAGCAGGCUUUUUAAUAUAUAGCACUAGCACUAUAUACACUUAUAGAAGCUGAUGAAUUAUGAUGCUGCUUACUUACACCACAGGAGGAAGUUAAACAUCCAGCUUUUGAAUAAUUUUACUUACCUGACCGCACAGAUUUUUCCAGUAUAGUGUUUCAGUAGCCAAAUCCAUUCUCAAAUAUGCUGAAUGUAGCUUACUUCUAUGGAUUGUUACUGCAAUUUUGUGUAAAAAUGUAUAAAGUUCAAUACACAAUAGCAAUUUAUUGUGAUUGUUUACAGUUGAACUCUAAAUGCCAAUGAAUGGUUUUAUCAAACUGUUUAAAAAAGAA